Molecule: messenger RNA, 787 nt
Organism: Aspergillus japonicus CBS 114.51
Lineage: Eukaryota; Fungi; Ascomycota; Eurotiomycetes; Eurotiales; Aspergillaceae
Product: coiled-coil-helix-coiled-coil-helix domain-containing protein
Exons: 3
Coding region: 108-635 (175 amino acids)
Biological process (GO): mitochondrion organization
Cellular component (GO): nucleus; mitochondrion
Source: RefSeq, a predicted model, not a curated record
AAUCUUUCCCCCGAUUGCCAUCCAUCCAGACCACCACUUCCUCUUCAACCACCAACACCAACCUCAAUCUCCACCCUUCUACCAUCCACCCACCAACACAGAUCAAAAUGCCUCGUCAACGCCGUGGUGCCGCUCCCACCCCCGCGCGCAGCGCUCCCACCAGACCUACUGCCGCACCCGCCAGACCGGCCGCUCCUGUCCAGCAGCAGCACAGCCAGCCUCACUCGACCUCCGCCCACCCUCCGGCCGCUGCUCCUGCCGCUGCUCCCCCGGCCCCGAUGGCUGCUCCUGUCCAGAGCUCCGGUCCCGGUCUCUUUGGCCAGAUGGCCUCCACCGCCGCUGGUGUAGCAGUCGGAUCCUCCAUCGGCCACGCCAUCGGCGGAUUCUUCAGCGGCGGCGGCUCCAGCGCGCCCGCCGAGGCCCCCGAGGCCGCGGCGCCCCCGGCCCAGUCCCAGGCCAUGGACAACGCCCUCUGGGCCGGCAACGCCACCAACAGCACCUGGGAGAACCCGGCCUGCGCCACCGACGUGCAGAACUUCCGGCGCUGCAUGGACGAGAACCAGGGCAACAUGUCCAUCUGUGGAUGGUACUUGGAUCAGCUGAAAGCCUGCCAGGCUGCUGCUAAGCAGUACUAGAUUCCUCGAGAGAAAAGAGUCAAUCUAAAUCCAUAUAUCCGUUGGAUAUGACAUCUCGGACAUAAGAAAUCGAUCUAUGCUGCUCUUUUUUUUCCACUUUGUUUCGAAUGCAUAAUGCAAAAUCAUCACAUACCAUACCCCCCUUCACAUCU